AUGUUUUUGAACCAUCUCCAGAUGCUCUACCUGCCGUACACCGUCAUCGACAUUGGCUGGUGGUACCACAUCAGCUUGCCGCGCCACUCCUCGGGACGCAUCGACGCCAUUGCGAGUCCCUUCGACAACUGGGUCGCAGGAGACGGCACUGUUAUUUCUGGUAUGACGGAUCUCCGCGACAUUGGCAAAUACAUCGCGUGCAUCAUUGCCCACCCAAGGACCCUGAAUCACAAAGUCCUCGCGUACACCGAGCUCAAAUCUCAGAAUGAAGUAUACGAUCUGAUUGAGAAAUUGAGUGGAGAAAAGGUUCGGAGAAAACACUCCUCGGCUGACGAGAUUGAGGCUGAGAUGGUCAAGGCGAAAGACGACAAGGCCAACAUCCACAGGUUGUCGGUUUUACAAUAUCGGAAAUCAUGGGCCUCCGAGGACCUGGAUCCGGAUUUGACGGUAACUUCAUUCGAGGCUUUCUGCAACGAGGCUCUGGAGGGCAAAGUGGACUCCAUCUACGCGAAGCAGAAGCGGGAGGCCAUCGGGGCAGCUUGGAGGAAAUAG
Messenger RNA from Colletotrichum orchidophilum, 552 nucleotides. Its product is annotated as isoflavone reductase. NCBI's taxonomy places the organism in Eukaryota, Fungi, Ascomycota, Sordariomycetes, Glomerellales, Glomerellaceae. Bases 1 to 552 code for a protein of 183 amino acids. The transcript is spliced from 3 exons. The record is from RefSeq and is a predicted model, not a curated record.